Puntigrus tetrazona (Sumatra barb) is the source of this 4124-nucleotide messenger RNA. RefSeq names its product tetratricopeptide repeat domain 41 (gene ttc41). The transcript is spliced from 16 exons. NCBI's taxonomy places the organism in Eukaryota, Metazoa, Chordata, Actinopteri, Cypriniformes, Cyprinidae. The record is from RefSeq and is a predicted model, not a curated record. Gene Ontology annotation, molecular function: protein binding; ATP hydrolysis activity. Gene Ontology annotation, cellular component: Cul4-RING E3 ubiquitin ligase complex. Bases 124 to 3708 code for a protein of 1194 amino acids.
UUUAAUGUCAGCCUACUUAAAGCUUCAGGAGAAAGUGAACUAUAUUAGACUAUAUUUUUGCAUUUAUUUUAAUUUUUUCUCUGCUGAAUGUAACUGCUCUUUAAAUUUAGUCACACGUUGAAAAUGCAUGGAAUAAAUACUCAAGAAAAAAAUACAGGAGUGACUCCUGACAGCUUAUACCUGGGGUUUCCUUCCUUGCCUUACCUGUGCUAUGUUCCUGGGGAUCUUCAAGAAGAGCUGAUUCACCUGAAAACUAAAGUCUUUCCACACUUAGACACACUUUGCCAGGCCAAAGGAACCCGCUUCACGCCAGUGGACUUGCAGCGAAGCAAACCAGAAAGCAGAGAGGAUGAAAAUAAUCACAAGCCUGAGCUUUAUGACCAGCAGCUGAAAAUCAGUUUGGAUCUCAUUGACCGCUCGUCCUUUUUCAUCUGUCUUCUUGGAUACAGUUAUGGACAGUGUCUGCCAGCAGAACAUGGAUCUCAGUCUGAUGUGGGACCACGUUCUUUGUCUGAGGUGGCGAGAAACAUGAAUGUCGCUGCAGAGGCUGGUUACCCUUGGGUCACGGAGGACGAGUAUCGCACCAGUAGCCUUACAGAGCUGGAGAUCACCAAGGCAGCCUUCAUUGACAACAACAGAAGCUGUUUCUUCUAUUUUAAAGACUGCACCCCACAGGACACAGAGGACGACAGCAGUGAUGAAACGCACAAUUUCUUACACAUGCUGUCCGCUCUAAGCCAAACUGAGAGACGCAGAUCGAGAGAUCUAAAACGAAGGAUCAUAAAUCAUUGUCUUCCUGUUCGAUUCUUUAAAAACCUUAAUGAACUUGAAGAGAUGAUAAAAGCUGACUGGGAAGGAGCCAUUUGUGCAUUUCAUGAGAAUCCAAAACAUCAAUUCUUAAGAUGGCAGGAUUCAUUUGAUCAACAUUACCAUGAGAGGCACGCUCGUGCAUUGUGUGACUGGUUUGUUCCCUCGGCGCCCGCCACAGGAAUACUGAACGCACUAAACAAAUUUACAGAUCCUGUAACCCAUAAUGCAAAAUCUGAGAAGCACUCAAGAAAUUCAGGAGCUCAUUUCACACGUGAUCUUGAACAGAAUGACAAGACAAAGAAGUCUAUCUUUCUGGUAUGUGGUGAAAGGGGUUGUGGGAAGUCUACUCUGGCGGCGUGGUGGCUGCGGUCUUUCUGCAGACAGAAUCCUGAUGUUCCAGUCAUCUCUCACUUCUGUGGAUCCAGCGCAUCCAGCACUGACAUCAGGUCUAUGCUUAGACAGUGUACUGCUCAACUUCGGAGAGCGCAUUAUGGUGAUUUUCCAGAUUUGGAUGAAGACGUGAUUGAGUUUCUGCACCUGCAUCGGGUGAUUCAGGCAUUUACUGCAGCACUCAGUCUUGGGCCUUGUAUUCUUCUUGUGGAUGGAAUUGACCUUCUGACAGAAACACUCAGACUCUCAAAGCAAGAGGUAAAGACAUUGCAGUGGCUGCCAGAUGCUCUGCCUGCCUAUUGUAAAUUUAUCAUCACAACAACCUUCACCGACCUCACUUACAAAAGUCUGGCCAGCAGGACUGAUGUCCAAAUUCUCAGCUGUCCUCGUCUCUCCGAUCCUAGUGUUCUGAGUAGCAUUUUGUGCAAACAUUUGUCUUUGCCUUACAAGGAGCCGCCAGCCAGUAUUUUGCGAAGAGUUGCGCGUAAGAAGCAGUGCCACGUUCCGGCCUUUUUAGCUCUCAUUGGCACCGAGUUACGGACAUGUGGAGUGCUGAGAGAGAAAGAGGAAGAGAUGGAGCUGUUGAAGGAGUAUAUAGAGGCUGAUUCAAUUGCCGAGCUCUGGGUGAAGGUCAUUCAUCGUUGGGUACAAGAUUACAGCCCAACUGCUCCAACAGAAGAUAUUGCUUCUUGUAAAGUCACUGAGGCUCAAACAAGCACUACACCACUCAGGGAGGAUCUCUCAGGCUGGGUGUGGGACACGCUCUGUCUUAUUCAUGUGUCUCGUGCUGGCCUGACUGAGUCUCAGGUUUUGGCUUUGCUGGAAGAUCUGGGCUACUGUGGUCAUUUGAGAGUCCAGGUUUUGGAAUGGGCCAGACUGCGCUCUGCUAUUUGGCCUUGGGUUCAGGAGAAAACCAGUGGUCUUCUGACCAUCACGCAUCAAUCACUCAGCCAGGCUAUUAACCUGUUGUUGCACGGUACAAAGGGUCACAUCUCUUACCAUCUGAUCCUGGCUAAGUUUUUUCAGAACUCCAGUUCAGAGCUCUGUAGCUGGGCAAGAAAAAUGGAAGAGAUUCCGUGGCAUUUCAAGCAAACCAGUUCAUUUAAGGAGUUGCACGACUUCCUCAGUGAUCCAGCCACCAUGGAGUUUUUGUCAAGCAGUCUAAAACAAUACCCACAGAUGACAACUGAUGUUAUAUAUUAUUGGACACUACUAAGGGAUGGAGGAUUUGACCCUGUGACUUCAUUCCAGAAUCUGAUGGCUCAGGCUUGGGAGCAUUGUAAUGAUCACAGCAGUCUGUGGAGACUGUCUUUGUUCUGCUCCAAAUUUAUGCUUUGUUUGGAUGAGAUGCAACAAGCCGAGAAGCUGCUACUGCAAGCAGAUCAAAUGUUUCAAAAGGAUGUGGAGCUGGAUAGUGACAGUAUGAGGUUACUGCUAAAAGUGCAACAUAUGCUGGCAGAGCUUUACGUUCAAAUGCAUCUGCCAAAAGACACUGAGAUGUAUUGCCACAAGGGACUUUUGACAGCCCAGUCGUUUGCAGUAGGCAGCUCAGAGGUCAAACUGAUAGUUGGACAGAUGCUUUGUCGUCUGUGUGUGGCGUUGCUGGAGGAUAGACGCAUGCAUGAAGUGCCAGGGAUUUUCAGAGAGAUCGGUUCUGCUAGAUACAUCUCUGGCCAUCCUUGUGCUGAAGGCACAGCUAUGCUGCUGAAGGCCAUUCACAAGUUGAGUCUUUGUGAGCCCAAGACUGCUGAGAAAUGCUUCGAAGCUGCUUUGUCCAGCAGGAGGCGCUGGUACGGCCACGAUCAUCCUCUGGUAGCAGAAGUGGAGGAGCAGCUUGCAGAUCUCUGGGCCAGAGCUCAAACCAGCACAGAGUGGACACAGAGGAAGAUGAUUGAAUUGUACCGGCAUGUUCUGAGCACUAAAGAGACCGAAGCUCAGAUGUUGCAACUUCCCACAAUGCAACACAACCUUGCUGUCAUUCUUAUGAAGCUUGGCAAAGUGUUGUUGCAAAGCUGCAGUAGAGUGGACAGGAGAGAAGGGCUGGAUCUGCUCCAGAGAGCUGAAGACAUAAGGAUUCAUCUCCUGGGCCCUGAGCAGCCAGUGACCCGAGACCUGGAGCUUGUUUCAAACCCUGAUAUUGCAGGACAGAAGAAGCAUGUUCUAGAGGUCAUCGGGUCCAACUCAAACAAUAAACUGUCACUAGCAAGGUCUGAAACUGCUUUCAAGGAAUCACACGGUGGGCUGCUGCAACAAUCAUCCUCUAGGUCAUGUAUAACACGACCAACUAGCACACUCCCUAGAAGCUUCUCUAGCCAAACAGCAUCACGCCGCGAUGAAACCCUAGAAAGACGAUGGAUGGCUUUCCGGGUCUCUGUUUCUCGGCCACACAGUGAUAUUAGGACUCUAAUGCAAACAGGAAACACUGGUUGGUUUGACCGACAACGGCCCCUGUCGAGAUCAACCAGGGGUCCUUCCCAGGGAGAUGCAUCAUGCAGGAGGAAGCUCUGAAACCACUCAACCAAUAGAUAAGGAAAUAUAAUUUUUCACAUAAUCAGAGUAGUCAUGCUCAUUGUAUUCCAUUCUAGUACAUUUUACCUUAGUGUUGCUUGCUAACAUUUCUAUAAAAACUUAUAUAAAGCUGCUUUUGAAACAUAGAAUGUGAAGCACUACAUAAAAAUGACAACUAUUAGAAUAGACGCAUUUUCUGUUUUCUAGUGAACAUUUUAGCAAUUUAUCCUUUGUUUGCAUAAAUUAUCUGCAUUAUUACAACGUGCCUACUUAAAGCAAUAGUUCACCCAAAAAUGAAAACGAUCUCAUAACUCAUAACUCACCCCAAGCCAUCCUACAUGUAUAUGACUUUCUUCUUUUGGAAGAAAAAAAGUCAGAGGUUUUAAAAAAUUGAUCCUGGCUCUUCCAAACUUGGU